GAAGCAUGGUAUCUCCUUCCUCUCUGACUGUCUCAAACCACAUACAUCUAGAAAAAUGUUCAGGUUCCUUCCAGUUCUGCUGCUUGAAAUCCAGAUUCAUUCGAUAACAGCUUCACUCAUAGUGGAAGUUCUUCAGCCUCGUUACCGGGCAGAGCUUGGGGACGACGUGAUAAUGGGAUGUCGCUUUCGAGCAUCUGAACCAUUAAAUUUGACACGUUUAAGCGUCUUAUGGCAAGCAAGGCUGUCACGGGAAGAUGCAGCAAAAGAAGUUUACAAGCUCACCAAAGGUCAAGAAGACCUCACACAGCAACACAGAGACUUUCGGGGGAGAGCCACCGUACUGCAGGCAGAAUUAAAAAUGGGAUGUUCUAUGUUGCGUCUCACCAAUGUAAAGCUCAGAGAUGCAGGAACUUAUAUUUGUCUUGUUGACUAUAAAGGAGAUGACUACAAAUAUAUUAAUUUGGAAGUUGAAGCACGCUACAAGAAAAUAAAUAUCCAGGAAACAAGAGAAGAAGAGGACAUGAUCUUAACUUGCCAGUCAGAAGGCUAUCCUCAGGCUGACAUCUCCUGGUACAGUGAGAACGAUGCCAAUUUCAGUACGUUUGCAAGCACUACAUAUGAAAUGACAGAUGAUGGACGUUACAACAUAACCAGUGUCUUGAGAGUCAAACCAAGCAUUUAUGAAAACUACACCUGCAUAUUCUGGAAUAAGGAACUGAAUGAAAAAACAUCAGCGCACAGAGCAGUGUUUCUAUCAGGCAAAAGAAGAAGGAAAGCUCAAUUACCAAAGAGACAUUCAGAUCUUUGAGUGAAGGAUUGUGCAGUGACAGUUACACACUGAGGAGCUUGAACAAAGACCGAAAACUUUUCAUCUGUGCUGCUUGCAGUUUUGCACUUUGCAUUUAUUCCCCUUUUAGAAAUGUUUAAGGAAGUAACAGCACUUCAGAGAUAAAUAACACUGAGGGUUCUCCUUUUUGUCAGUGCUGCACCAUGUUCUUCAUGCAUUUCAGGACUGAUUUGUGCAUUUCAGCACUAUGAAAACUGUGUCGCUGGUCAGCAUUUUAAGGGGUUAUCCAAGUACAUUUCAUGUUUUCUGUGACUAUGUAUACUGUUUGUGUUU
This is a messenger RNA of Elgaria multicarinata webbii, 1120 nucleotides long. RefSeq names its product programmed cell death 1 ligand 1-like. Gene Ontology annotation, biological process: T cell costimulation; immune response; negative regulation of T cell proliferation. Lineage: Eukaryota; Metazoa; Chordata; Lepidosauria; Squamata; Anguidae. Gene Ontology annotation, cellular component: external side of plasma membrane. The record is from RefSeq and is a predicted model, not a curated record. The coding region runs from base 56 to 808 and encodes 250 amino acids. The transcript is spliced from 6 exons.